AUGGCUGAAGGUUCUUCCAACUUCAGUGUGUGCGUUGACAAUGAAACAUACGAGGAUUCUACUCUUCUUAGGGUGGAAGGUGAGAAUGUGCAUGGUAUUCUCUUACAAAUAGUUCAGGCCUUGAGCGAUCUUGACCUCAUCAUCUCCAAAGCCACCAUUUCAGCCGAUAGUGGUUGGUUCAUGAAUGUUUUCCAUGUCACCGAUCACCAUGGCCACAAGCUUAGAGACCCAAACUUCAUACGCUACAUACAACGCUCUCUUGAUGGAGACCAAGAAGGAAAUGGAUCUUACGACAUCACCCAACUCAAAAUCUGUCGUGACAACAAAGUCAAUGUUGAACAGUACUUUGCCUCUGAUUGCAUCGCCCUCGAAAUAAGCUGUGUUGACAUCCCCGGCAUUUUCUCUAAGAUCACCGCCGUGCUUUUUGAACUCUCUUUCAUGGUGGAUACGGGUAAAGUGUGGACCCACAACGGUUGCGCCGCUUGCAUCCUCUACAUAAAGGACCGCGACACAGGUCGGUCCAUCUCUGAUCGGGCACGCUUGAGUUGCUUGCUGAAGAACAUAUCUACUGUGGUGAAAGCCCACCACUUACCCGAUAAGUUGUGGGGGGUGCGACUACGCCAUGCCGCCUACCGGAUCCAUACGGAGCGACGACUACAUCAGUUGAUGCAAGAACAGAUGGACUAUCAGGUGACACCGUCACCAUUGCAAGCCAAUGAAGAUCUUUCCAUGUUGGCCAUUUCGGUUGUGGAG
Dendrobium catenatum is the source of this 753-nucleotide messenger RNA. RefSeq names its product ACT domain-containing protein ACR1-like. The record is from RefSeq and is a predicted model, not a curated record. The annotation marks the transcript as partial. NCBI's taxonomy places the organism in Eukaryota, Viridiplantae, Streptophyta, Magnoliopsida, Asparagales, Orchidaceae. The transcript is spliced from 3 exons.